Messenger RNA from Neurospora tetraspora, 2281 nucleotides. RefSeq lists its product as uncharacterized. Gene Ontology annotation, cellular component: anaphase-promoting complex. Gene Ontology annotation, biological process: anaphase-promoting complex-dependent catabolic process. NCBI's taxonomy places the organism in Eukaryota, Fungi, Ascomycota, Sordariomycetes, Sordariales, Sordariaceae. The coding region runs from base 462 to 2252 and encodes 596 amino acids. The transcript has a single exon. The record is from RefSeq and is a predicted model, not a curated record.
UCAACCCUGAAACAUUCCACACGCGUUUCCCGCGGGGAGCUUCCAUCAACAUUUCUUCAAUCGAUGAUUAAACUUGCAAUAACCACAGGAUACCCAAACGUUCAUUGUAUUCCAUUUUGUGAUCUUGAUCAGCAUUCCGAAAUAUCAUUUCAUACGAUCCUUGACUCCCGUGGACCUUUGGUGCGACACCUUGUCGCAAUCGCCUUUGUGCCCCGCAUCACAUCACAUCACAUCGCCGUCGCAAACCGUUCGUUCGCAAGGGCGUCAUUGCGCCAACGAACAGCGCACACUCACUUCUCACUCACUCUGAUUAUCACCCAGCGAAAUCAACGAAUUUAACAACUAUACCCCCCGACAAGACAUCUACACCUCCUAGCUAUUCCGACCAUCCCCCGUAAAGGAAAACAAACAGCCUCAAUCUUACUUCACCCACCCAAAACCAUCAGGAAAAACCAGCAAAAAUGCUCCGCCGCCCAUUAACAGUCCUAACCAUCACGGCCGAAGACAUAGCCUCGUACGACGACCGUGCCCUUGAGCGCCAAAAAGCCCGCGAGAUGGCUGCUCGCACACAAGCCCGUCAGGAUGCCAUGAGACGGGGUCAUCACGGCCACCACUCGCAACCACUUCAACAACCACAACAACCCAGCGCAGGAGCGAGGAUUUUUGGGAGGGAACAUCCUGGUGUUGGAAAUGUUGGGCCAAGUGGUGGAUUCGGUCACGGUCACGGCCAAGGAAGUGGGUUAGGGUUUGGUACCAGCGGCGGCGGCGGCGGCGGCGGUGGUGGUGGUGGUGCAAGGAUAAGUGAACAGUAUAUGGGUACUGGCGAUGAGGACGAAGAAGAAGAAGAGAGUGAAGAAGAAGAAGAAGAAGAUGCCGGUGACGAAAGUUACUAUGCGCAGCGCCAUGCGCAGAGACAGGCGAGGAUGAUGGAGCAGCAGCAAUCGGCGGCGCAGAGACAUGCGGCGCAGAGACAUGCGCAGCAACAGCAGCAGCAGCAGCAGCAGCAGCAGGGCCAGGGUCAGGCGGAAGAGAGGACGACCACAACAGCCGGUCGAAGGGGUGGUGGUACCGGGACUAGAGCACCACAACAAGCUACGACAGCUGCUGGAGGAGGGAGACAACCACACCAUCAAUCACGCGCGGCAGUCACACCUACCGGACCUACGACGACAGCAACGGCGGUGGAAACUCCAUCUGCCAUGUUGCCAGGCGGAGCAGGAGGAAGAAGAGGGCUACGCGGGGGCACAACAACAACACGUGCAGGACAGCUGCAACAACAAACCCCAGCUGCCACAGGACAAUACGAUGGCGCCCAAGAAGCAGACUCCGAAGAAGAAGCAACACAGCGAAUCGACCAAGGAUACGGCUACUCGUGGGAAAUGGACCUCGACAUCAACACCCACAUCCCCCUUAUUUCCCCCUCCGAUGACAACAACGGCAGCAAUGGAGACAACAUAAGAGGAAUGGAAAUGCUCCCACCCUACCACCUCCACGGCUACGGGCUGCACGUCGAAAGCCACGAGAUCCAAUUCCAUACUCCUCCCGUUGCUGCUCAGUCUGGGAACCAGGUGAUUGCUACGCCGACGAAUCAACCUCCGCAUGCACAUCAACAACAGUCACAAGCUUCUCAGGCGACUACUCAUUCUCAACACAGUCACCAAACAACCCACCAUAACCAACAACCACAACAACCGCAACCCCCUCACCAUACCCGCACCAACACAAACACAAACAACACAAACCGCCGCCUCUCCCAAUCCCAAAACAUUCCCCCUCCGAUUCCCCCAACUCCAGUCCCCCGCACAACCACAACCACAACAACAACAACAACAACAACAACAACAACCCCCCAACCACAACAACCAGCAGCACAAACACCCGCCCAGCGCGUCGCCGCCCAACAAGCCCAACAGCGUGCCGCCGCUCAACAACAAGCCUCCGCCCUCCGUGCCCAAAGAAGGAGAAUGGCCAUGGAAGCGGACGAGCAAGAGGGGUUGUACGCUCGGUUGACGAGGGGACAUGCUUCUUUGUCGGUGGCAUCUACAUCUACUGCUGCUGUGCCGGCUUCGAGGGUGGGUAGUGUGAGUGCUGUUACGCCUGAGGGACAGGUUGGUACUGCCGGAGCAGGAGCAGGAGCAGGAGCAGGAGGAGGGGGAGGAGGGGGAGGAGGAGCAGCAGGAGGAGCAGGUGCUGGUGGAGGUGCUGGUGGUGGAGGGAGGACUACAGCAGCUCAUGGGAGACGGAGGGGUUAGUUACAAAUAGUAGUUCAGGUUGGGGAGGG